Molecule: messenger RNA, 4203 nt
Organism: Laccaria bicolor S238N-H82
Lineage: Eukaryota; Fungi; Basidiomycota; Agaricomycetes; Agaricales; Hydnangiaceae
Exons: 14
Coding region: 1-4203 (1400 amino acids)
Biological process (GO): reticulophagy; autophagy of mitochondrion; autophagosome assembly
Cellular component (GO): Atg1/ULK1 kinase complex; extrinsic component of membrane; phagophore assembly site membrane
Molecular function (GO): protein kinase binding; molecular adaptor activity
Source: RefSeq, a predicted model, not a curated record
AUGCGCACCUUGCGGAUAAGUUCGACAGGAAGUGACGGUGGAGGCGACGAGAGACGAGCAGUAUCUGACAUUCAAAUGGGGCUAGUAGCGGCAGUUGAGGAGGUUACCUCAUUGCGGUCACACGGUGAAUGUUCAAAGUCCAACACAUUUGUAUUCUGUCCACAAACUGCUACUUUGGGACCUCGCCCGCGGGUUUCCCGUCUCCCUCUCCCUCAACUCCACCACCAACUUCACCAAUUACUCGCUCAUGAUACAGAUUUGUACCGCAGAGGAUGGUCAAGUGUUUCAGGUGAUCCUAAAAUUCAUUUCGACCGAACCACAGCUUACAAAGAGCAGUUUCUGCACCAGGAAAUUGGAAUCGACCAAGACGCCGCACUUGUUUAUUUAUCUGACGGCCGACGAUUGACCAACACCAAUAUUAGGGAACUAGCUGGAGCACAGGGUCAGACCAUCUUCGUGUUCAAUAAAUAUUAUCUCGACUAUGAUUUGGAGGAAGUGCUGCGUGAACUCCGGGUAGAGGCGCCGUUGCAACUUCCAAUGGAAGAUGUGGUCUCUGCCACUCCCCCGCUACGCCAUUCUCAGGCUGCUGCCACUUGCGUUCGUAAUGCGCACAUACACAAUGACCACGUGAAACACCUAUUUGCCUCUCUCCAGUACCAACACGAGGCUAUUCGAAUAGCGUCGAGCAGUCUGGACUUUAACGUCCUCGCCAUCGUGGACACCUUUGACGGGAUGAGUGUCACCUCGCAACGCGAGCUGGAAAGGCAGACAAAGUUGCUGAAUGGCGUCGAAGCGGACUUGGAACUCAUCAGCAGAGUGCAAAUUCAUGUCGAAUUCAUGUCGAAUGCUGUGCGCAAGGCGAUAGAAGGCGGUGAAAGGCAUCGCACAUUGGGGGAUUACGUGUCGCAUGUGAAGAUGAAACAGGUGGCCGAGCUUUGUUCCCGAACCCACGAGGAUCUGCAGGUGAAAUUUGAUCAGGUAGAGCUGGCAGUCAAGACUCUCAAGGAAGGCACCGAUGUAGUACGCUCUUCAUUAUCAAAAACCAACUUGUUGGAAGACGCGGAAGCUUGCGCACGCCGAUCUCAGGAUAUACUUGUCAAGAUUGUCGACAGCGCAGCAGCACUUGAGAGUGGGGCCUCUGAUCUCGAUGUCGUCAUCCAAGAGCUGCAUCAACUCGAUGCCAAUCACCGGAGGGAAGUCCAGCUCAUAACAGAUGUGAAAAUCCCACCGAGUCUAGCGGCUCUUCAAGCAAGUUUUCGAGGCAAGAACAGUUUCUCUCACAUCCAACGCCUGCAUAAUAUGCUCUAUGCGUACGGCGCGACCGUCAUUGAGAUUGUCAGAAGAAAGGAGUUUUCCCGGUUUUUUUAUCAGCGGGCUCAAAGUAUUUUGGAAGUCAUGGCUAAACUUUCUGCCAGCGAGCGCAAACGUCGGCAAGUCUAUCGCGGGGAAGUACACGGUCAAUUACCGUUUGAGGCCCGAGGGAUGGAUGACCCUGUACCUACGAUUGACUUUUCGCCAUCUGGCAACUCAGACGCUGCUUACUCAUUCGAACGUGAAGAUGUUGAUGGCCUACUCCGUGUAUUAGAAGAUUUAGAGCGGUAUGCUAGGUCGACGGGUGAUCCUGAAGCCCUUAAGACUGUGCAGGAAUGCAAAGCAUCUCUUGACAAACUUGUCAUCAAAAUGGAUAGUUUAGAGGCGGGCUUUGACAGGAUUGCCGAACGUUCUCUCCUUUCAGCUUCACGGCUUUCUUUAUCCCGCCGACGCACGAUCGAGGCUGAAGAACAAGCAUAUCACGAACUCGUCGAAGAACUUCGUAUAUCUCGUGAAGCAAAGGCUCGUCAAGAUGCUGUAUUCCAGGAAGAACGUAAUGCUUUGCAAUCCGAGAUUCGCAGGCUGAAGUUGAGCCUUCAAGAUGUCGACUCGUCCACUUCAACCGAACAAGACCGUGCGGGGAGAUUGGAGAGAGAAGUCCAUCAAGUUCGUGCUCAGUUGGAAGGGGAAAUUACCGCACGUCGGAUCGUGGAAGAGAGAAACAGCGAGUUGCAAGCGGACAUUGAGUCUCAACGGAUCGCCAUUGCCAGAGCCCUUGCAGAUGCCACGGAGCAAUCAAAGGCCGCUCAGAGGUCGAGACAGGAGCUGGAGCAGGUGCAGUCUGAAUUUGAUGAGAUGAAGGAGCUCGUUUCGCAGAAUGAGAGCAAGAUAUCUGUUCUUGUCGAAGAACAAGCGAGAAACUUACGCAAUCUGGAGGACGCGCGUGCCCGUGGAGAGAACUUGGAGCUGCAAAUCCAAGCUGCUCAGGCAGAGAGCGAGGAGGUUCGACAGGUGUUGAAGGCGACUAGCCAGGAGAAGGACCGGCUGCUGAAGCUUCAGGCUACUGAACAUGAUCGGAUUAUCCGGGAUCAUAUUGCAGAAGCGGACGGGGAUCGUGCUGUGCUUGAACGUCAGUUUCACGAGCUCAAGAAUUACCAAGAGGGUCUGGAGCGAGAGGUGAAGAACCUUAAAGCGGAUAUUGAGGUGGCUAAUGCGGAUGCGGUUGGGCUGCGAGAGGAGCUGCAGAGGGUCGAGCAUGAGCUUCGAGAGGCACGACAUGUUGAGCGUAUCCUCCGUGAUGACUUGAAAGCAGGACGGGCUUCACAAUCAGAUUUCGACCAACGCAUGGAGAAUGGUAAUCGACUGAUAGCGCAAAUUCUGGACGUUGCCAUCUGUUUCAGGAAUUCGCAUGUGAAAGCUUUGCAAACAGCUCAAGCCGCGUCUUCUCACCCAGCUUCGAAACAUGCCAAUACGCUUGCGGAAUCGACGACUUUCUCGCCGGGCUUGUUGCGGAUUGGGCAGCAACAUGACGAGCCAUCGCCGAUUGACCCGUCUGAUCCUGCGGCUGCGUUGGAGAUAUUGAGGGAGUUGGAUCAUGAUGUUUUCUUGGAGGCUGUUGCGAAGACGGGGUCGACGAUUCGGAAGUGGCAGAAGCAGUGUAAGGAGUAUAGGGAGCGGGCGAAAGGGAAGAUCUCGUUUCGCAAUUUUGCGAAGGGGGAUUUGGCGAUGUUUUUGCCUACGCGGAAUUCGGUGUCGAAACCUUGGGCUGCGUUCAAUGUCUCCUUCCCGCAUUACUUCUUGCAAGCCACCGGUCAUCUAGCUGAGCAGCUCAAGACAAGAGAAUGGAUUGUUGCUCGCAUUACUUCGAUUACGGAGCGGGUGGUUAAUCAGCAGGAUCCAACUAGUAAUCCUUACGGCCUUGGUGAGGGUGUCAAGUAUUACAUGCUUGAAGUUGAAGACUGGACGCAGCCGAGUGGCAAUAAACGCCGGGCUUCAGGAAGGAAGACAACAUCUGAGAAAGAUUCCCCAAGUUCUCCAGGAUCUGGUAGACUUGGAAACAAAGCAAUACCCCCACCAGAACUCGAAGUUCAAGACACACACCCUUCAAACUCCCAUCUAUUCCCUGUACGGACUCGGGCCAAUUCGUCACCGACCGCUCGGCCUUCGUCAUUAUCUCGUCUACUUGCACAAGCCUCUGUAGAAAACGGUGCCGAAAAUCCCACUGAGAGCCUACCAGAUGAUGAAAUUCCGCCACCUGAAUUGAGAGCAUCAUCGCCAUCUCCAUUACCAUCACCGGCUGUCUCCCCUCCUUCCCCGCCACAAAUAAUUGGUUCACUGCCACAACAUGUUCCAGGUGUUCACUCGCCCCUGCGGCCGAACUCCCGCGCAUCUCGCCUCUCUUCUACGUCUCGGUUUUCAGUUGGUCGGAUCCCUAACUUAGGUAGUGUGUCGACGGGUACACCCAAAGCCGCCCCAACUACCGCGUUGACUGAAGAUCCAACGGCAUCCUCUCCAACGUCAAAUGAUGGAAACCCUUUUCGCUCGCCUGUGGCUCCCUCGCCUGAUGAGUCUAUUUCCGACGGUCUGAAUAAUAUCGUCAACGGGAAUAGCAGCAGAAGGCGAACAACGUCCUAUCACAUCCCCCGGACAUCUCCGCUUGCGGUAGGCAGUGCGUCCACAUCUAGGGGCCCUGCUUUUUUGCCCGCGAGACCGUCUCUGACCGCCACUGCCACCCUUGCGAACCUGGCGAACAGCUGGGGCGCCUCCUUUGGCAGGAAGAAGAAAGCAGAGGUGGCGGGGGGAAGCCUCACGACCAAUGUCGAGGCUUUGGCCGAUGAUACCCGAACAACCAAUGAUACUUUGGUCCGAGAUAUGCUUAAACGCUUAAGUUAA